Molecule: messenger RNA, 429 nt
Organism: Brugia pahangi
Lineage: Eukaryota; Metazoa; Nematoda; Chromadorea; Rhabditida; Onchocercidae
Source: the annotation of a GenBank genome assembly
AUGGCCACAUCUGAAAAGCGUCGCGAGUGCCGUAGGGAAUCUAGAAACAGCACUAGCGACGAGGACGAUUCGAGGUAUGAAUGCAGCAUUUGCUAUAAAGAAGCAGUGAAUCCAGUUGUUCUUAGCUGUGGCCAUUUUUAUUGCUGGGAGUGUAUUGAUGAAUGGUUGAAUAAAUACGCACAUGAAAAUAAACAAUGUCCUAUCUGUAAAACGCAUGUACGAGAUGGUGGUAUCAUCCCGAUUUAUGGGAAAGGUUUAGUGAAGUAUUGUGAAAAUCCGAGACCCUCAGCACGCGCAUUAAAUCUCAAAGAUGAUAAGGAUGAUUCACCGACUGGAGCUAUAAAGUGGAUGGAUUUUUUCAAAGUAAGUGCUAUUGUUGCUGGCUUAGUUGGUUCAUUCAUACUUGGCAAGCAAGUAGCAAAAAGGUAA